AUGCUCGACCUCAUACAAUCAUACACUGGCUGCCCUCCUGCCAACCUUCACUUCCUCCACCUGCCUCGCGAGACUCUCCUGCUAUAUCCGUUUGCAGACUCCAUCGCCAUUUUCAAUGCACACACUCUAGCUUUCGUUCGAGCUCUUGCCUUCUGGGAGGUCUUCCCAUCCACCCGUCAUAUCAACCAAUCGGUGCGAUGUCUGUCCGUCGAGAACACCAUGAAAUUGGUGGUCGCGUCCCUGGACCACCGUGUUGUCGCCUGGUCCUUGUCAGGACCUCAGAACGAUUACUGGCGCGUUCAUUCUUCACUUAAGCUUCCUGAUGACCAGCAAGUCACUGCGCUUGAUUGCAUAUCUGGUCUGCUCGCUGUCGGCACACGAUCUAGUCUAUCUGUGUACACCUUAAUCCUAGAGAAUGACCUGCCCACAUGGUCGUUAAAGUGGUCGUGCACUGUUCCUACUUUAUCCCGUGUGCGAUUCUCGCCGUCUCUAAUGUACAUGUCGACUACCUCCAUGCACGAAAAUGUAGUCCGCGUAUAUUUGACGACUACUGGACGCCAGACCCAAGCUAUUCCACACCCCCGUCUCGUAACCGAUCUCAAUUGGCGCAACUCCCCAUCCUCUAGUAGAGACGACCCCAUCCUCUAUACUGUCACUUCCGACGCAACGCUUCGAAUAUUCAUGCCAGUCUUAGAUGCGCCUCAGUACCUUCAACUUCACGCCGCUCUCGACACAUUCUCCUCAUUACCUUUCUCGAUCGCGUCACAACAGAGCAGCUCCGGUAUUUACUGGCUGGACCGUGAAGUCAUGGGGGCCGCACUCAAGUCGGUACUCUCCGACCCCGUGACCGCAGAAGAGGACGCACGACGACGACGGAUACGGGAAAUUGCAGAAGAGGGAUGGGACAUCUUCCUUCGUGUGCUAGGCGAUGGUUCGAUGGUCGUGCAGGGCGUCGCGAACAUCGACCGUCGACCACCCACGCUCCUGAAUCAGUUCACCCUCCUCCAAACGGCUCCAGGAAUACUACCUGGACCUCCUGGGCAUCUCUACGUUGUGCCGAACCCCGCAAAGGGGAUACUCACACUUGUCACCUCUCCACCUCUCGCAUCCUACGAGCUCUCAGUGCUUCUCUUCUUUGAUGCUCGAGCAGAGGGUCUAAGGAAAGUGGCAUCCGGGGCAGAGCACUCGCAUGCGGACGGUUCAGUCACGGAGGAUCCUCGAGCGGAGAUCGUGCGCUAUGUGAGGACACCAAACGGCGAGGGCGUCGGUUUGAUAUGCGCAGACGGGUGCGGGGAAGUCUGGGCUUACGACUGGGCCAAGACCAGGAGCUUGGUGAAAACGGGAAAAUGGUCCGCCGAAGAGACUGGACAUGUGGACCAUUUUGUCGUCAUCGAUGCCGGUCGCUACUUUGCCACGUACUCCUCCGAGACCGGCCUUGUCAUUCUCCACACGUCUCCGCCCGUCUCCCUCGCCGUCCCUUCAUUGAGUCUGUUGUUCGUGCUCUCGGCUCCCCACUCGCAGCCGGUGCGCACUCUGGUAGGGGUCACCGCUUCCCAGACAAUCCUCCUCGUUUCCGCCACUCUAUCCACCACGGCACCUUCUUUGACACUGUUCUCCGAGCUUUCCUUACCGUUCUCUACGCCGUCAAAGAUGAUUCUCCCUGUCGAUCCAAUGUCUUGGGUCGGACAAUUGCCUUCAGACACCCGCGCCGGAGAGCGGCACGGCGUGCUGCUGAGCAUAUCUGAAGAGGGAGAGCUCGCGUUUUGGGCUCCCGAGAACGACUUGUUGGUGCCGGCGGUCAACGGAGUUGCCUUGGCUGCAAAUGGCGCUGCAGCGGGAGCGGCGUGGAAGUGUACGGGGAAGGUGCGAACGGGCAGGAAAGGCAUCACGCGGGCACGCUGUAGCUCCGCGAAGAAGUCCUGUCUCGUCGUUCCCGGCCCUGAAGGGGAGGAGCUGACCAUCUGGGACUCCAAGGUAUCGGAGUUCUCCCUCGGACUCGAGUACCGUCAAGUCUUUAGUUUAUCGGACCCUGUGAAUGAUCUAGACUGGACAGCGACGCCGGAUAAUCAGUCUAUCCUCGCCGUCGGUUUCGCUCAUAGGGUCGAGCUGCUAUGCCAGCAACGCGCAACGUACUUCGACGAGACUCCGGGAUGGGGCGUGUGUUGGAGGAUUGACAUAGGAAGUAUGAUCCCUCAUCCGAUCAGUGACUCUAUCUGGCUGGCUCGAGGAACGCUGCUGGUCGGUGCAGGACAUCUCCAAUUCAUGUACGGCCAGAAGGGUCAAGUUGGCCCUAUCGAAUCGGAGAAAGAGAGCUUGUUCGAGCAUGUCGCGAGGCUGAACGGACCGCUGGAUGACUGGAACCCGCAGAUGAUUCUACAAUGCCUGCUUUGGGGCAAAAUCGAACUGGUGAAGAAGGUCGUCAUCAACCUCUCUCACAACGUCGAGUCCGGCAAGAGCAUACAUGAAUGGGAGAACCUUCCGAUUGAAGAAUACUUCCGGACUGAGCAUGAGACGGCUCGACCGGUCAAAGGGCCGCGCAAGCCGCAGCACUCUUUACUGUUCGACACUCUGGAUAGUAGGGAUGACCCCGACGAGGACCCCUUCUCCCCGCCAGCCAUUCAGAAGCUGCUCGAUCGCUUGGAGGAGAAACCGAUCCCUCAUCUUACCCCGAAGGAGCAUGCGUCUUUGCUUAUCCUUAUCCAGACAACGCUGGAAAUCGACCAACAGCGCCGCGCACUCGACCCGAAUGGACUUCGGUACCUCAUCUCCAUGCGCAACUUUUACAUACUGAAUCGUCGUGCCUCGGAACCGAGCACUCCAACGUCUACGGCCAAUGGCACUAGUGCUAUAGCAUCGGGUUUGCGUCUAGAACGACGCGAGCGGCUACGGUAUCGGGACAUGAUUUGGGCGUUUCACAGCGAGAGCCAGGAGCUGCUUCUCUCGACAUCCGUGGCCGCGUGCAGUCACGGCAAGAUGAGUUGGGCAGAUGCACGGGCGCUAGGCGUGUUCGUCUGGAUGCAAUCUCGAGACGCCAUGCGAGCACACCUAGAAGUAAUAGCUCGCAACGAGUACAUGGCCGGAGACAACCGCGACCCUACGGCAUGUAGCUUGUUCUACUUCGCGCUCGGCAAAGUCAAGCUUGUGCAUGGGCUCUGGCGGCAGGCGGCGUGGCACAAAGAACAGCAAGUGAUGCUCAAGUUCCUCAACAACGACUUCAAUGAGCCUCGUUGGCGCACUGCGGCGCAGAAGAACGCGUUCGCAUUGCUGAGCAAGCGCCGUUUCGAAUAUGCUGCGGCCUUCUUCCUUCUAGGCGGUAGCCUUAAGGAUGCCGUGAGCGUGCUCUUGAAGAACGUCAGGGAUUGGCAGCUGGCAGUCGCACUUGCUCGGGUGGUAGAGGGCGAUGACGGCCCCAUCCUACAAGACAUCUUGACCGGAACUGUCAUCCCGUUGGCCUUCAAAGAUGGAAAUAGAUGGUUAGCGAGUUGGGCAUGCUGGCUGCUUCGCCGACGUGAUCUCGCCGUUCGGAUUUUGGUGAAUCCACUGGAGGACGUAGCAUCUGCUGUGGAUGCUAACAUCCCCGAGAUCGGCGACCCUCACUACGACGACCCAAGUUUGGCCUUGCUCUUUUCGCAGCUGAAGUCGAAAACGCUACAGACCGCGCAGGGCACCAGCGAGAUCUCUGGUCGCACCGAAUUCAAUUUUGUCUUGCAGAUCGCACGCGUUUUCUGCAGAAUGGGUUGUCAUGCGCUCGCGCUGGAUCUCGUACGAACAUGGUCAUUUGAGAGACCAUCGACAGUGGUCAGGGACAGCCGAGCCCUUCACCCACCGAGCCCCAUCUCCACGCGCUUUGCGCUCGAGCCUGCGUUGCGUAACAAGUCAUCCAUCCUCAUCGAUAUUGACGUCACAACUGCGCCUACGACACGGAGAGCAUCGCCAACAGGGUCACCGACUCGGGACAAAUCACCUCUGCCGAUCACCAGGGAGGAGUUCAAGGAGGAAGGCGACCUCGUUGCGCGCAAAGCGGGCAUCGGCAGCCUCAUGAAAUCCGCCAAGCAGGAUGUCAGUGUACCCGAGUUCGACAUGAAUGCAUUCUUCUGAUACCCUCCUCGGGUUUUUGCGUAUGAUUCGUACACGAGUUUGUGUCAGGCUCACGCGGAGACCGCUCGAACAUGCGAUGAAUGUUUUCCUGUGACAAGUACAGUGAUGAAAUGUGUCUUCCUACUUCCUAUACAUGAAUUGGACGUAAACGGCGACCAAACCAACACCAGCAUGAAUAUGCGUAAAGACGUAAUCGAAUACCUUCAACAGGGCAGAGAUAGAUUAUCUAAGCCUCGACUUGAACGUCGCGCUUCUUAAGCACGAGCUCCUUGCCACCGAAGAUCCUCUUCCAGACGUCGUGCACAUCGUCAACGACGGUCUCGAAAUGGGAGGUCGCGUCGUACGAGCGGGUGAUGAAGAUGUUGUCCGUCUCGCCCGUAGAUGUAGGGGUAUACAACGAGGAAACCGAAACAAACUUCUCGUGGAUGGGGCCGAGGAGCGCAAGACCGGGCUGGAUCUCCUGCUCGGGCCGGUCGGUCUCGACAACAGUAGAGACAAUCGCGACGUAGACGUCCUUUGCGCAGACAUUGUGGGUGGAAGACACCAACGCGACGUAGAUGUCGUUGCGGCGGCCAACCUGGUUCUGGGGAAUGAUAAUCUGUGCGGAGUCCGCGUCGUCUGUGCCGGGGAUAGGGUGCUUGAGGAAGCAGAUCGCACGAACAACCUUGCCCUCCUCGAUGACGCGGACCUUCCCGCCUUCCUGGGCCUUACCGGCACCGAAGUAGCUGGGGUCACCAACGACCUGCUUGGCCUUGACAGUCUCGUUGCCGGAGCGGACGCCGACGAACUUGCCAUCGGCGUCUGUGACGAUCUCGUCGAUGGGCUUGUCGAGCAUGUAUGUACCGCCGUAAAUGGCACUCAGACGGGCGAACGCCUGGGGAAGCUCGCCGAGACCAUAGAGGGGGUAGAUGUACGGUGAUUUUCCAUAGCGAGCCAUAGAAGAGGUGUAGAGGACGAUACGCUCGUAGGUUGGCCGUGCAGGCUUCUUCUUGUAGUCGUCGUCAAGGUAGAGCGCCAUGGCAUGACCAAUGAAAUCUUGGGUUCCAGGUUCGAGGCCGAACUUCUCAUAGACGGUAGACAUGGUGUCCUUGUCCAAAUCGAUGCCCUGAUGAGUCGCCGGAUCUUCAUCCUUCCAGGUCUGGAGGAAUUCAAAAAAUUUCUUUGCCCUCCGCUUCUCAAAGAGACCCAUGAGCGGGCUCUUGACCGCCUCCAUCUCCGUACUGGGGACCUUGCUGAUCUUGCCAUCGCGGUAAACGAAGCUGCCCGCGAUCUGCUUGAACUCGAGGUAACGUGUCACAUCGGUAUGGACCAGGAUGCGGGUGAGCUCGCCGGACGCGAUAAUGAAUUUAGGGAUGAGGUCAACCGCAUAGUCGCGGUCGCGACCGAGGUCCUGGGGAGGAGAGGCGCCAUCACGGAACUUGCGGUAGAGCUGAGUGAGGUUCAGGGAAGCACUGUCGCCGCCGUAGUAGUCAUUGCGGUCCAUGUGGAGGACCUUCUUGCCCUCAACAGACAGGAGACCAGACAGAAUACAUUCGGUCAAGCCGGUACCGAGAACGAUUACAUCGUACUCUUCAUCCAUGGUGGUCCUGAGGGGUCGUUAGGCGGUGAGCAGAGAUGAUGAG
Messenger RNA from Dichomitus squalens LYAD-421 SS1, 5720 nucleotides. RefSeq lists its product as uncharacterized. Gene Ontology annotation, biological process: vacuolar acidification. The transcript has 24 exons. Gene Ontology annotation, molecular function: protein binding. Bases 1 to 4098 code for a protein of 1365 amino acids. NCBI's taxonomy places the organism in Eukaryota, Fungi, Basidiomycota, Agaricomycetes, Polyporales, Polyporaceae. The record is from RefSeq and is a predicted model, not a curated record. Gene Ontology annotation, cellular component: RAVE complex.